CUUGUCUGCUCACGGGAGAUCAGGUGGAUAAUCACGUGAUUAUGGCGUGGUUACCCGGCGACCAGUGACGUAACCCAAACAAACCAAAAUCUUCCGCAACUUCAAAUCAUCAAUCGAUCAUCAAACCAUCGACGGACAGAAAAACGCGGCCCCAUGGCAAGUCAACAAUCAGUAUCAUCGGCAUCUGAAAGGUCAGCCAUGAGCCAAUCAACAACGAUACUAGUAGUCAGCCCGCCGCUGUCCCUCAAGCCUCCUUGCCAACCCUUCAGCAACAGCGCGCCGACCGUGCCUCUCGUCUUCUUCCUCCACCCCGGCUACAAGGAUAACCACAAUAUCCUCCUUACACUUCCCGCUUUCGACUCUGGCGGUAUUCAUCACGCAACCGCGCACAUCUCCUGCGCCAUCCUCGCCAAUGGCCGUUGGGAUGGCUUCCUUUCGUUGAGCCGAGACGGCCCCAGAUUAUCCGCCCACCCUGAUGAUGUGCUUCCACACGGACGGUAUUAUUUCUGUAUAGAGGGCGAGGAGCAAUACCCAGUCGUACCCACUUUCGAUGAAUUUCUCUGUCCUGCCUCUCUCCCGCCGUCGUACUCCUCCGCCCCGAUCCUCCCAACCUCGGCCGACGACGCUAUUCGCCGCGAUGUGACAUGCCGAAUCACCGCGUCGGCUCUCCCCAACGAGACAGCGCAUAUCAUACCCGCUGCGCAGAGCGACUGGUGGCAACAGAACUGCAUGUUCUUGUACACGGCCAACCCAGGGCGAGGCCAAGAUACCCGAUGCGCCGACAAUACAAUCUUGUUGCGUCGUGACCUGCACAAGAUGUGGGACGAUCACAGGUUUGCCAUUGUGCCCAAAGCAGGGAAGUGGGUAGUCCACGCGCUGUGGAACUUCGCCUCCGUCGAAAUACAGGAGCGGUAUCACAAUCUGGAGUUGCAGCCCUUGGCCGGUGUCUCGCCAUACUUUUUUCUGUGUCGUUUUGCGAUGGCUGUGUUUUCCAAGAGUCCGUUUCUAGGUCAAAGGGUGCCGAGGAAGCUGGUUAUUGUGGAUAACGAGGGCUCCGCCGGCUCGCAAGUUCGCAACAUGGCCGCGGAUGAGUAUCAACGAAGAUUCUUCAAGACAGGCAACAGGACCGAUAGUGGAAGUCGGAGUCCUACGAAGAGGCAAAGGUCUGUGCAAGAAGAGAUGGUUGAUGACGGGUACACGACUGAGGAGUCAGAGGAUACUUCUGGAACCGGCUGUCAGCAGGAGGAGGAGGAAGAAGAAGAAAGGGGUAGACCUCGGAAACGGAAAUUUUCUCCUGAACUUGAUGAUGCCGUCCUCGAUGAGUAUCUGAAUGGUGGGGAUGCAGUCGUCCUAGAUACCCAUGGGCGCCAGAGUCUACAUCGGAAGCGGCAACGAUCUUUGGCUAGCCUUGCUCGAUUGCGGACGCCUCCGAAGUCGACAAGUCCGGUUGGAUAAGAGACAACCAAUAAUUCUUUCGAUUGGCCAAUAUGACUAACAUUGUGAAAAUCUGACAUGGUUGUGUAGACUUUUUUUCUUGGAAUUGUUGCUGUCUAGCGGCUUUGAGCGCGGAUAUCUAGUUUCAAUCGAGUCGAGCAUGUUUCCUCGGUUCUUGGUCGUCAUGCCAACUGGAAGCUCUUCUCUGUGUUUCGUCGACAACUUGGGUGGUCAACCAGAAUCCCGACUCUUCCACGAUCCCCUUCGAGUCCUCCUGAGCCGUGCUCAAGUUCGAACUAUGCCAACUAUUUUGGCAUGAUCGAGGGAGCUGAUGUUCUGUUGCCAUUCAGUCCUCUUUACUCGGGUACUCUUGCUUCUCCUUGACCGUAGCAAGCUCAUGGAAGUGUCUCGG
Molecule: messenger RNA, 1846 nt
Organism: Ilyonectria robusta
Lineage: Eukaryota; Fungi; Ascomycota; Sordariomycetes; Hypocreales; Nectriaceae
Exons: 1
Coding region: 154-1455 (433 amino acids)
Source: RefSeq, a predicted model, not a curated record